Acromyrmex echinatior (Panamanian leafcutter ant) is the source of this 1053-nucleotide messenger RNA. Its product is annotated as dipeptidase 1. Lineage: Eukaryota; Metazoa; Arthropoda; Insecta; Hymenoptera; Formicidae. Gene Ontology annotation, molecular function: metallodipeptidase activity. The record is from RefSeq and is a predicted model, not a curated record. Gene Ontology annotation, biological process: proteolysis.
AUGCAUCACACUGGCGGUGGCGGUGGUGGCGGUGGUGGUGGUGUCGGCGGUGUUGGAGGUGUUGGAGGUGGUGGCGGAGGUGCCGGUUACGGAGGCGGGCCGCAGGAGCGCGUUCACCAAGCUCCAAGACCGGUCCAGCCUGAUCAAAAGUGUCCCUACGAGACCUACCAGGCGCAAAUCCCGGACUGCUGCGCGGCUGCGGUAGCGGCACAAGAUCCGUACCCACGGCCGCCCAGUGGCUACGACGCCAGGUGCUACGACGAGUGCCAUCGCAGGACGCCGUAUCAAGAAGAGUCCUACCCUCAGGAUGUAUCCUCGACAUUCCACCGGUCCCAGUCUAGACUGGGCUACGAGGAACGUCCUCAGUCCCGGGUGGGAUACGCCUCGGAUUCCAGGUGCGCCAGCGGGCUCGGAUACGACGACACCGGUGGGGGUUACCUGGAUCAGAGUGACCCGAGAAUGUAUUGCACCGGCGGCUAUUGCAUGGGAGAUACGAUGAUGGCGACGAGCAGAGGCGUAUGUGGCGAAGAGGUCGAACUCGACAUGCGGAGGCACAUUCAGGCAUGCGCCUGCACAUGCAACCACAUGGGCUAUGGAAAUUACAUGGACUAUCAGACCACGUGCCUAACAGAACUGCCAGACGUGGCGCCUUGCAACGGCACCGUGCGAUUACCGCCACCGUGCGAGGACUCGCCUAGCAGCGGCAGCAGCAAGGAUCGCAGAGACGAGAGUCCUCGCAGGAGAUGUCGGGUGUUGGCGCCUGUCCUGCUCUUAAUGGUCGUCCUGCUCCUCGGAGGCCUCUGUCUACCGUUUCUACUACAAUCCGCGCCUGCCACGCACCAGCAGAGGCUGGACGUGAUCAGGAGGAUUCUCACUGAAGUGCCUCUGAUCGACGGGCACAACGAUUUGCCCUGGAACGUCAGAAAGUUCGUACACAAUCAACUUGGCGAAGUCAACCUGAGCAGUGAUCUCGGUAGGGUUGACCCAUGGGCCAGAUCAGACUGGAGUCACACGGACAUCCCUAGAUUACGCGCUGGCCUCGUCGGUGCACAG